Clunio marinus is the source of this 1956-nucleotide messenger RNA. NCBI's taxonomy places the organism in Eukaryota, Metazoa, Arthropoda, Insecta, Diptera, Chironomidae. The record is from the annotation of a GenBank genome assembly.
UCAUCGAUGUCUUGUAAUCCCGCAAGACAACUUCAUUCGACGUCGUUAAUAAUGAAACCCCUAAUGCUGGCCAAAGAUGAACCAGAUUGUGAGGCCGGUGAUCAUGUGAGUGAAUCAAAUUACGAUGAUGGACAUCAUGCUGCGUAUAAGUCUAGUCUAAGUGGUGCUGGCGAUGAAGUAGAUAGUGAUAACGAAGUGUCGAAUGACCAACAUCCUGUACAGCAUCCACUAGCACAUCAUUUACGCUCGUCAGGUGUUAAACUUGAAGCAGCACUCAUGGAGUUCAGUGAAGGAUUAAAUCUAAUAAACAAAUCAAAUAACAACACAAAUGAUGACAACAACAACACGAACUCAACUUAUAAUAGUGCGACAACCAGUAAUAAUGACAACAACAACAACAAUACGAAUAAGGGCGACGGCGCCAAUAAAACGCCGCGAAAACUCUUCGAGUGUGAUGUAUGCAAUAUGAAAUUUUCCAAUGGCGCCAACAUGCGUAGGCAUAAACAAAGACAUACGGGAGUCAAGCCCUACGAAUGCCGUGUAUGUCAGAAGAGAUUCUUUCGUAAAGAUCAUUUAGCUGAACAUUUUACAACACAUACAAAAACGCUACCAUAUCAUUGUCCAAUAUGUAAUCGUGGCUUUCAAAGGCAGAUUGCAAUGCGUGCUCACUUCCAAAACGAGCACGUUGGGCAACAUGAUUUGGUGAAGACAUGUCCACUUUGUAGCUACCGAGCUGGCACAAUGAAAUCAUUGAGAGUUCAUUUCUUUAACCGUCAUGGAAUUGACUUGGAUAAUCCUGGAUCGGGAACACCGUCGUCACUUCUUCUCGCUUUGGAGCAAUCAAAUUCAGCACAUCUUUUGCCAGCAUUAGCAGCAGCUGCAAACGCCAGUGCAAAUGCAUUCAGUGAUAGUGGGGAUUCAGCACGUUCAACAGACAAUGCAACACCACCAAUGCACUUUCUUACACCACAUGUGGAAAUAUCAAUGGCUGACAAUAAUGAAAAUAAUCCAAUUAGGAUGUCAGCGAACAAUAUAAAUGGAAUAAACAGCAAUGACCUCUCAACACAUCCAACCACUGUCACCGCAACAACUUCUUCAGGUUUGGAUAUUCAAGCGAUUGUUCGUCCACUAAAUACAAAUGGAGGCUCCCCCGUCUCACCACAAUCAGCUGAUUCAAAUUCCAAUGUUCCAUCGAGCUCACACUCAUCGUCAAUUAUGACAAAUGAAGCUCAAAGUUCACGUCAUUUAAUCUUUGACAAUGCUAUAAAACCGUCUAUAUCUCUAAUACCAAUCAAACAGGAGCCAACCACAAAUGAUGACUAUUCGUCCGAUAGUACAUUGAGCAAUAGCAAAAGUAACAAUCAACGUUCAUUAACAUCAACCCCAAUGCUCACCGAACCAACAUCUCUGACAACAACAACAUCAACGUCAACAGCGAAUGCAUCAUCAUCAUCAGUCCAAAACUCAUCAGGUGUUAGUAAUUCAACUGAAAGUGUUACACCCACUUCAAGUCUAGCAUCGAUGAUUAAAGUAUCACCAUUAAAAUCACUGCUGCGUGAAGAUCUCAAAAGACGUAUUACAGCACGAGCUAAUAAUCGUGUCGCUCGCAACAUCAACAAUUAUGGAUCAUCGAUGACGUCAUCGACGAAUAACUCAGGAAUAUGCAAUAGUUCAAAUACAAUGAUUGUAUCACCUGAACCAGUUACACCAACAACAUCAAAUGGAACGAUUACAUCUACGGGUGCUGAUAAUGAGACAAUUGUCUUCGGUACGAGUUCCAAGAAGCGAAAUCUUUUAUGUUCAUAUUGCGGCAUUGAGUUUCCUGAUCAAACGCUUUAUUUCUUGCAUAAAGGAUGUCAUAGUGAAUCCAAUCCUUGGAAGUGUAACAUUUGUUCCGAGACAUGCUCAAAUGUCUAUGAAUUCAAUUCGCAUCUGUUGAGUAAAAGUCAUCAAUGA